GUGCCCACGUCUUACGUCAACUCAAAAUCGAAGAGGAUUUCUCCAGGCGUACACUCCUUAUUUUCUGUAUCCCAACUAGCGUUUUUGUACAUACGCUUAUUCAAAAAAAUGUUGUAUUUAAAACAACAGUUUCUCGCCACCGCCAAUGACAAUUCUUAAGGGUUAUUAUGCGUGGGGGUGAAAACAAGCGUUUCUGCCAACUAAGCUAACGCAACUGCAGCCGUUAGCAGAACUAUUCCUACUCUUCUGUCGAGCUAGCUGUGGAUUAGCACUUUAGCCUAGCUCGCUAACCAGGCACAUCUGAGAAAGCUCGCAGCUAUAUGGUACUUUAUGCCGGCCUAACAUAAAAUCCCAGGGCACAGAUGACUUGAAGUAACACAGCUCCUCCGUCGUGAGCCAUUACCUGCUACGGCCGACGCACAGUGACCAUCGAGGCAUCUUAAAAAAAAAAAGAAAGAAAAAUCCCAGACAGCAUUCGUGUCUGCAGCUCCUCCAGCACCUGAACCAUGUGAGGGGGCCCCCUCGGUCCGGCCUGAGGGGAACCCUGGACUGUUGAAACGACGACCCCCCGAUCCCCGCUGUGCGGGGAAGGACUCGUCCCGUCUCAAACUUAUCAAACCCCCUCAGAUCCCCGCCCGCACACUCCCACUCUCCCCACGCCAUGAUGUUCCGGGAUCAGGUAGGUAUCCUCACAGAUUGGUUCAAAGGCUGGAAUGAGUGCGAACAGACGGUGGCGCUCUUGUCGCUCCUGAAGAGGGUGUCCCGCACGCAGGCUCGCUUUCUCCACAUCUGCCUAGAACACUGGCUGGCAGACUGCACUGAGAUCCACAUCCUUGAAGCUGAGGCCAACAAUGCAGCAACCGUCAGUCAGUGGCAUCAGGAGCCGAAAGAAAAGGUGGUGUCCCUGCUGCUGUCCCACUUGCCUCUGCUUCAACCACGCAAUUGCGAGGCCAAAUGUGAAUACAUGAAGCUGCUGCAGAAAGUGCUGACUCACACCAUUGAGAGUAGCCUUUUCGUGGAGGAAAGCCGGCAGCUGCUCUCCUAUGCACUCAUCCACCCCGCCACCACCCUGGAUGAUCGCACCUCGCUCGCCUCGUGGCUAAACCACCUGGAGGAACACCUUUCCAGCGGCUACGCAUCCAGGGCGCCACCCAGUCCUUACCACCCGCGGCAGAGCUCGGACGAAUGGCCCGGCUCGGCCGAGGCCCUCGACCCCGGCAACGCGUGGCCAGACAAGUCCCCGUCGUCCAGCACGUCUCCCGCGGGCCAGAACGGACACAUGCCGUUCCCAGGCGGGCUGUCCUCACCAAUCAGUGGGAACGGCAAUAACACAGGUCUAGUCGGACACAUGCAGCCAAGCCCUCUGAAGAAGCCCAUGCAGGUCAUCCCUUCCAAUUCCCUGGCCUGUGGCUCAGAGUGGGGCAGCCAGGACGACGCGGGGGGGCGACAGAACUUCAUCUCCACAGACCACGCACCGCUUUCACCUCAGAGCAGCAUAGCGUCUUCAGGCAGCGAACAGACAGAAGAGCAGGGCUCCGCGCGCAACACUUUCCUGGAGGACGGCAGCGGCAUGAAAGAUGUUCCUGCAUGGUUGAAGAGCCUUCGCCUUCAUAAAUAUGCAUCCCUAUUCUCACAGAUGACCUAUGAGGAGAUGAUGAUCCUUACGGAGCAACAUCUAGAAUCUCAGAACGUCACGAAAGGAGCGCGACACAAGAUUGCGUUGAGUAUCCAGAAGCUGCGAGAGAGACAGAGUAUACUCAAGUCUUUAGAGAAGGAUAUUUUGGAAGGGGGGAACCUGCGCAACGCCCUCCAGGAGCUUCAGCAGAUCAUCAUCACACCAAUUAAGGCCUACAGUCCUCCCAGCGCAGCACAACCCAUCUCGGACACCUCCACUAACUCAACAGAUGGCACAAAAACAGGAGCAGACAAAGAAGCGACAUCCGAGGACUUGCAGUCCCACAACCCACCCCCCUGCGACGGAGACUCGUCGGUCACUCCCAUCUCAGAUGGGGACAUAGCGGGACAGUUCACUCGUGUAAUGGGAAAAGUGUGCACCCAGCUGCUGGUUUCAAGGCCAGAUGAAGAAAACAUCAGCUGUUACCUUCAACUUAUUGAGAAGUGCCUAGCACAUGAGGCUUUCUCAGAAACUCACAAGAAAAGGCUGGUCACCUGGAAGCAGCAGGUCCUCAAGCUGCUGCGCCUGUUCCCUCGGAAAGCUAUGCCGGACAUGUCGGCGUACCGACAGAAAGGCUGGAACUAUGGGUCAAACUCCCUGCCCACAGCAGGCUCUGUGAGCGGGGGUGUAAGCCGACGGGGCCAGAGGCAGUUCCCAAUGACCCCUCGUGGACUCCCAGCUGGGCGCAUGUGUCUUCCUGGCGGGAUCGGUGGAGCAUCUCCACGCCACACACUCGCUAAUCCUGCGUUGGCAGGACAGGGUAGACAAAACCUGUGGUUCGCCAACCCUGGGGGCAGCAACAGCAUGCCAAGUCAGAGUCGCAGCUCUGUGCAGCGGACCCACUCGCUUCCUGUCCACACAUCUCCACAAACCAUGCUCAUGUUCCAGCAGCAAGAAUGCCAAGUUCCAGGUUCUGACCUGGAGAUCAACCCCACGCUGGAGUCACUGUGCCUCAGUAUGACGGAGCAUGCCUUAGGGGAUGGAACUGAUCGGACAUCAACAAUAUGAAGAGGAAAAAAAAGACACUUCAUUUGAGGCCUGCUCGGUUCAGCACAAAGACAGAUGUGAUGCUUCAGAAAAGAAACAAAAAAAACCCCCAGGCAACGCAGUCACUACAAUAUGACAAAAAAACUGUGUAUAUGUUCUUUAAUAUUUUUGUACUUUAUUAUAUACAACUAAGUUUAUUAAAAAUGGAAUACAGAUGAUUAUUAUAUUGUGGAACAGAGAAACGGUGAACUGCGUCGGCUGGGCCAUGUCACCUGCAGCAGGACUGUGACAUGGUCGUGCAGCGGUUCAGUUUACCACGAUACGGAGAAAAGAAAAAAAAAAAGAAGCAGUGGAUUGGUGCUGUCUUUAGGGGUUCUGCCCUGAAUUUGCUCUUCUUCUCUUACUGCCUUGGAACAAGGUUUUCUAUCCACAACACACUGACAGCCCCUUCACCCGUGUUCUAGAUUCGAAAAAAAAAAAAAAAGAAGUUUCCAGCCACAAGUGAGGCACUUUUAUUAACUUAUCUUUGAUAUUAGGCACUAACUGUAAUUGGUCAUCAUGGUACACUCUCUGAGGUUUCACCUGGAGAUUGGUGUUAACCUACUAAUCCGAUAGACAGCUCUAGUCAGGGCUUUAAAAUUAGGCUGUUCCUUUUUUUUUUUUUGUUCUUUAUGUCCUCGUUGGAAAUUUCGUUGCACAAACGGAAGCCAGAGGACCAAACAGGAGUGAGUAAUAGUUUGUAUUUCAACUUUAGGACAUCUCUUUUUGUUUCACUUUAACAUAUAAAGUAAAAAAAAAAAAAAAAAAAAAAAGCAACUGUCCUCCUCUAAGCUUCUACAAAGCCAAAGACAAGGGUUGUGCGUUUGUUAAUUUGUGAAAGAUAUUUGUAGUGAGUUGCAGCAGAACAAUUAAACGAAAAAAAUAGCAGUGUGAAAAAUUCUUGCCAGCUGCAACUUGUCUUUUAUUUUAACGUCCUACGUCAUAAAUGAUGAUGAAUCUCAUUUUGUGCCAGGGAAACUCUCGAAAAGGGGUGAGAGGACGGCCUAGCUGGCAAGGUUUAUACCGUGUAGGAGCUUGUUGGAUAUUGAACUGAUGAACGCGAAGAGGCCAGAGCGUUUUCAGUUUACGAUCCAGUGAACGCUAAAUGAAAACGAUCUCGAUUCUCUUGUGGGGCAAAGGGGAACUUUGCGAUUGGCUUUUGGAAAACGUUUAAGAAACGCUCGCAGCGCCCUCGUCCUUUUAAAAACGGCCAAUGUGAUGAUUUGAUGAAUCAUUCUUUUAUUUCUUUUGAGGUGCUUGACGAUGUCCAUGUUUUGUUUUUUCCUGUUUGUCUGUAUUUCAAGUCUCAGAGCUCCCUACGUUAUCUGUUAUCAGUGUUGAAUCAAAAACUUGUCUCUCUUUUUUUUUUUUUUUUUCUCCCAGCCUCUGUCUUUGAAUGUGACAGAGCCGGAGGUGCAUGUUUGUGUGAUAAUGGACGUUUUGGAUCACUUUUUGGUUGCUUCAUAAGGCAGGGAAAAGAGAGAGAGAGAAAAAAAACCAUUCGUAUAUUAUUUCAACAGAGCCAUAGGAGGUCUGUCUAGUAAAGAUGGUUAUUUACAGAUAUCUUUUUUCCAAUUGUAUUUUUUACUCUUCCCUUGAUAUUGAUGACUUGUGCUUCUUUUCUAUAAUCGCAUGUUUUGCCACACUAAUGCAGCACUGUUGUAGAUAAGAGGAUAUGAUGGCUGACGGCGCCAGGUGUCGCCAACGGCUAGAGACCAGUCAUCUUGCAACAGAUGUUGUAUUCAUAUCGCCUAAAUGUCACUGUUUACAUCUUUCUGGGAUGAUCCCCCGAUUCAUAAUAUUUGAUGUCAUGAGUAAUCUAUUGUCUCGCUAUGUAACACAUAAAAGAACUGAAGCCUUUCUCGCUUUUGAGAUGGCUGGGUGGAGUCUUAAACGAAAAACGGUCCUCUGUCUGCAAAUCUGUGGACUCCAAAUAGCACUCAGAUUUUUAUUAUUUUUAUUUUCCCCUGUUUAUACAAAGUUAGGAUGACGCGGUGAGGAGAAAGAACAGCUUUCUCUCUGGCCGUGUGAUUUCAAACUGUUAGCUGUCCAUGUCCUGAUAAAACUGUUCAUCUGGUGCCUAAAAUUCAAACACUCGAAACAUUUCUUUUAAAAGUGGCCGCAUUCUAGUCAUGGAUUUCUACAGAGCAGGCUCUCAGAUUGAUCUGACUUAGUAACAAAGCAUUGCACCCACACAGCCUGAACUCCAGCUUGUGGGGUAAAUGCGGGCUUUACGACACGCAAUCUACUUUUUCUUUUUUAACAGUCCACUAUGUUCAUCAGCUGUGUUGUUACAAAUGGCUCAGAUUAUCCUUUUCAUAGCCUCUGUUGCUUUCAACAGCCUAUUUAUUACAUUUAAUGGACACAGAGGUACAAUACAGAUUUCUGCAAGUGUGUGUUUAUGAUGCUGAUGCAGCAGGGGAUGACGAUGCUUAUCUGAGCCAAAACUAAAAAAUGAUGAUGCGAUGAGUAAACUGAAACACUAUCGACGGGCCAAGGAAUACGUUUACUCCAUGUUUACAUUCCAGCGAUCCAAGUUGAGUUGGGGAAAUGCGUUUAAUGAGUUCAGCCUGGUGUUAGGAAUCCAAUAGAAGAGGCACAGAGUUUGUGUCAUAUGGAGACAUCUACCAAGUGUUGCCCAGGGUUUAUGAUAGUUCAAUUCUGCAGCCAGCUGCAGGUCACACUGCGCGUGUUUGUCAUGUACAAUUUAUAUUUAAUUAUAAAUAACUUUUCCCCUGACAUUUUCUAAUAUUUUGUGAACCUUUUGCAUCACAUGCUUUAUUCUACUUUUCUACUGUCACUUUUGUGUGAGAAUGGUCUGAAGUACAACAUCCGUCGGAUCAUGACAGUCCAAAUAAAGAGGUUCGGUUCUUUUGCAAA
Xiphophorus hellerii (green swordtail) is the source of this 5581-nucleotide messenger RNA. RefSeq names its product sterile alpha motif domain containing 4B (gene samd4b). Gene Ontology annotation, biological process: negative regulation of translation; nuclear-transcribed mRNA poly(A) tail shortening; regulation of mRNA stability. Lineage: Eukaryota; Metazoa; Chordata; Actinopteri; Cyprinodontiformes; Poeciliidae. Gene Ontology annotation, cellular component: P-body. The transcript has 14 exons. The record is from RefSeq and is a predicted model, not a curated record. Gene Ontology annotation, molecular function: protein binding; translation repressor activity; mRNA binding. The coding region runs from base 662 to 2683 and encodes 673 amino acids.